GGCGACUUUUGACGUGUUUUCGACACUUAAAAAGUGGUAGUAAUUGCAGUAAUAGUUAUUUUUCAACUAUUGAAUUUUUUGGAAGUGAAAAUAGAUUGAAUUUAACAAACAAAAAUAUUAAUUGUUGCAGUAAUGUGAAUUUGGUAUUUAACAAAAGUUUCGUGAAAAAGACAUUGGAGUCUUGAUUAAAGUGAGUUUUAUUGAUCAAAUGAUAUAAAUAAAGUUUAAAAAUGGCAAUGCGAAAGCGAAGCGGCUCAGGAUCCAAACGCCAACACAAAGGAAAGUUGGUCCCAAUUUAUGAAAGUUUCUUUAAAGGCGAAGAUUUAACAUCCGCUCAUCCAAAUUUUUGGAAUGAAUUAUUCCUUAUCAAGCCAAUGGUUUCGCAUAUCGAAAAUGAGAUUUUGCACAUGACAGCAGAGCAGUUAAAUGCGAGUAAAGAAAAUUUGAAUUCUUUAGUAUGUCACUGUGUGGAUACUUUAGUGGACGAACAUCCCUUUAGAGUUGUCUAUGCUCUUCAAACUUUAGCAGCAGUUAUUCAGUCAAUGUACAAAAAAGGUAGUCAAAGUGAUUUCGGCUUCAAUUUGAUAGAUAUUCUAGUUGGAUUUGAUUCAGCCGAACAAAGAAUGACAACGCUGAUGCAGCAUUGCAAUAAUUUUCUCACUGGCGAAUAUCCUGAUAGUUUGAAGGCACUCUGCUUAAAACUUUUGUUAAUUAUUGUUACUGGAAUGGACAAUGUGAGCCAAAAUACUCUUUUGGAAUAUGUCAUGCUGAAUAGUGUCUUUGAAUCACUUAUUCAAUUGUUAAGAGAUACGUCUGCAAGAAGUCGACACGGAAACGACGCCGUUUUACUUUUGACUCUUUUAGUCAAUUACAGAAAACACGAAAGUGCUAAUCCCUACAUAGUCAAGCUUUCGAUUUUAGAUGACGAGCUUGCUCUCAAUGGUUAUGGACAAGUUAUUUCGAGUUCCUUGACUGAGUUUUGUCGACAGUUUGCUCAGCAAAGAGCAGAGGUGCAGGCUUCCUGGUUAUCGUCUCUGACGAGUAUCGUUGGCAAUAUCUUUGUGGGCGAAGAGGAGGCGAAAACUCAGCAAGUGCGAGCAAAUAACGCUCUUCUUCUUGCACUGUACGAAGCGACACAUCUGAACAGAAAUUUCGUGACGACCCUAGCAUAUACUCAAAGUGAUACGAGCGCACCUCCUUCUCCGAAUAAUACUUUAGGGCCAAAUGCAACAGCGCCUGGUGCAAAUCCACCGGAUGCCAUGGCUCAACCUUUUAACUUACUUGCUACAUUUCUCCAAUAUUGUUCAAUAGUUAUGCAAGCAAUCAGAACAGAAGCCAUAACGAACAAUGUGAAGCUAUGCUUUUUAAUAUUAAGCUGUAUUGCCGAAGAUCAAUAUGCAAAUAGUUUAAUGCACGAUGCCAAUCUAUCUUUCAAAGUGCAAUUGCACAGAGUGCCGAUGCACCACAGAAAAAUUCAAGACAAAGCAGCACCCACACAACCACUGGCAGCAACACUUCUGGAUCUGCUUGUCGAGUUCAUUACCUCACACAUGAUGAAGAAAUUCCCUCUGGAGCUGUAUCAUCACUGCAUCGGUGUUUUGCAGAGACUGCUGUGCUAUCAAAAGAGAUGUCGAGUUAGACUUGGGUAUCAGUGGAAGGAUCUAUGGACCGCUUUGAUCAAUCUUUUGAAGUUCCUCACGACGCAUGAAAAUCACUUGGUUAAGAAAAUGAAUAUUUUCCCCCUUGCAAUUCAAGUCGUUAAUAUCUUGAAUUUAUUCAUCACUUACGGAGACACGUUUCUCUCGACUCCUAGUAGUUACGACGAGUUAUUUUACGAGAUUAUUAGAAUGAGACUGAUCUUCACAAAUCUGAAUGCUAUGGCCCUCAGGUUUUCGACUACUGAGUCCUACGAGUACAAAGAACACGCGCUGAAGUUAACAAAUUCACUUGUAAAUAUGAGAGACAUAGUGAAUCAUUUUCCACCAAAGAUUUCCGCCUGGUUAGCGAGCGAAAGCCUGUCAACCCCAACGGAACAACAAAUUUUAGGAGUUAUUAUACAAAAUUACGACAGCCUUACGCUCAAAUUACAGGACAACUUAGAUCAGUAUGAAAGGUAUUCGGAAAAACCGAAUCACACGGCCUUCUUCGAGGAAAUGGUGACAGGUGUUGUGAUUGAUACAAGAGGAUCGAUUGAUCUGAACGGUUUAGAUACUCAAGCGAUUUUACAAGAGCUUUCGAACAUCUCGUAGCACUUCGAGAUAAGUUUUCGUCGCUUCAUAAAAAAAGAAAAAAUCGCAUCAAUAUAAAUAUUUUUUACAAGUGAUUUCUGAUAUUAUAGAGAUAAAUGCAUUAAUGCUAGUAUUAUUAAUUACCAAUAAGAGUAAACGAAUCAAUUUUUAAGUACCUCAGAUUUUACAAAAGCAUCGAAGGUUUUAUUCAUAUAUUCCGAUCCCAUAUUGAAUUGAUUUUAAAUUAUCUUGCAAAUAUUACAUUCAAUUUUCUGGAUGUUUUGUAUGAGUUAAAUUGAAUUUUUUUAUAUUUGGCGUCUUUUUUUGUGUUAUUUAGAAACUUAAAUAGUUAGUCGAAUCUGGAAGAAUGUUAAUUGUUACUUGAAAAGAAUUUGUAUAUCUACCGGAUAAUAAUGGAUCAGUUGUAUGAUAAAUUAUUAUUCUUUUUGGAAAAUUGUCAAUAAAUCAUCAUGUUACCAA
Belonocnema kinseyi is the source of this 2708-nucleotide messenger RNA. Its product is annotated as armadillo-like helical domain-containing protein 3. NCBI's taxonomy places the organism in Eukaryota, Metazoa, Arthropoda, Insecta, Hymenoptera, Cynipidae. The record is from RefSeq and is a predicted model, not a curated record. Gene Ontology annotation, cellular component: cytosol. The transcript has 11 exons. Bases 231 to 2249 code for a protein of 672 amino acids. Gene Ontology annotation, biological process: regulation of Golgi organization.